Molecule: messenger RNA, 2811 nt
Organism: Loxodonta africana (African savanna elephant)
Lineage: Eukaryota; Metazoa; Chordata; Mammalia; Proboscidea; Elephantidae
Gene: WNT10B
Product: Wnt family member 10B
Exons: 4
Coding region: 240-1409 (389 amino acids)
Biological process (GO): cell fate commitment; canonical Wnt signaling pathway; neuron differentiation
Cellular component (GO): extracellular region
Molecular function (GO): frizzled binding; cytokine activity
Source: RefSeq, a predicted model, not a curated record
CAGAACCCAGGGACUCUGAGGAUCAAGGGGUGAUCCUUAUUGUGGUUCUUUUGGUUUGGGGAAGGAUGAGACAAAUCAGUGGAAUGGCAUCAGGGGGUUAGAGAGCGGGUUAGAGGCCCGCAAUAGGGCAUCCUUCCGCUGCCCCGGCGAGCCACUCGAUUCCGGAGCUCGCAUCAAGUCGCCCUAUCCCACAGGCCCUGAUCCAUCUGCCCACCGGGGCCUCCAGGCCGGGCUUCGACAUGCCGGAGGAGCCCCGGCCGCGGCCUCCGCCCUCGGGCCUCUCUGGCCUCCUGUUCCUUGCGCUGUGCAGUCGGGCCCUCAGCAAUGAGAUUCUGGGCCUGAAGCUGCCAGGCGAACCGCCGCUGACGGCCAACACCGUGUGCUUGACGCUGUCGGGCCUGAGCAAGAGGCAGCUGGGCCUGUGCCUGCGCAGCCCCGACGUGACGGCGUCAGCGCUGCAGGGGCUGCACAUCGCGGUCCACGAGUGUCAGCACCAACUGCGGGACCAGCGCUGGAACUGCUCGGCGCUCGAGGGCGGCGGCCGCCUGCCGCACCACAGCGCCAUCCUCAAGCGCGGUUUCCGUGAGAGUGCCUUUUCCUUCUCCAUGCUGGCUGCAGGUGUCAUGCACGCUGUAGCCACGGCCUGUAGCCUGGGCAAGCUGGUGAGCUGUGGCUGCGGCUGGAAGGGCAGCAGUGAGCAGGAUCGGCUGAGGGCCAAACUGCUGCAGCUGCAGGCACUGUCCCGGGGCAAGAGCUUCCCUCACUCUCUGCCCAGCCCUGGUCCUGGCUCAGGCUCCAGCCCUGGCCCCCAGGACACAUGGGAAUGGGGUGGCUGUAACCAUGACAUGGACUUUGGAGAGAAGUUCUCUCGGGAUUUCCUGGAUUCCAGAGAAGCUCCCCGGGACAUUCAGGCACGAAUGCAGAUCCACAACAACAGAGUGGGGCGCCAGGUGGUAACUGAAAACCUGAAGCGGAAAUGCAAGUGCCAUGGCACAUCAGGCAGCUGCCAGUUCAAGACAUGCUGGAGGGCCGCCCCAGAGUUCCGGGUAGUAGGGGCAGCGCUGAGGGAGCGGCUGGGCCGGGCCAUCUUCAUCGAUACCCACAACCGAAACUCAGGAGCCUUCCAACCCCGCUUGCGUCCUCGUCGCCUCUCAGGAGAGCUGGUCUACUUUGAGAAGUCUCCUGACUUCUGUGAAAGAGACCCCACUGUGGGCUCCCCAGGGACAAGGGGCCGGGCCUGCAACAAGACCAGCCGCCUACUGGAUGGCUGUGGCAGCCUGUGCUGUGGCCGUGGGCACAAUGUGCUCCGGCAGACACGAGUUGAGCGUUGCCACUGCCGCUUCCACUGGUGCUGCUAUGUGCUUUGUGAUGAGUGCAAGGUCACAGAAUGGGUCAACGUGUGCAAGUGAGGGCCAGCCUCCCCGUGGGAACAUGUGAGUGGCGCACCUUUGCAGCCCUUUGCUCUGAUUUCUGCCCAGGGUCAAUCUGGGUCCCUGGAAGCUCCAAGUAUCUCCCUGAAAACAGUUUUGGGGAUGGUGGGUACCAGGUGGAGUCUGUGAUGUACGGCCUUCUCCCCUUCAGUUGGAGGGCCUGGGGGGAGCUGUCAUCCCCCUUCUGCUCCUUAAAUACCUGAAUGGACUAAGAUGAAAUGCACUGUAUUGCCCCCCAACCCCAGGGCCCCUUUAGCCCUGAUUCAUAUUUCUUUUGGCUGGGGAGUACCUAUAGUUUAACCACUCUUCUCACUUGAGGGAUAACCCCAGGCAUUGUGUGGAGCCUUAAGUCCUGUAUCCAGAAAGACACCACUCACUCCUACUUGCUGUUCCAAAACUCCACUACUGCAGCCUGGGCCCCCUCUUGUGGGGUAACAGAAGACAGCAAUAAAAAGGCUUUUCUUGGUGAAGGGACAGCACGAUGGGAGGUGCUCUCCCCUGAAUCCUCAGAGAGUUGUCAGUCCAGGCCUUAGUGAAGCUGUCUCCCUACAUUCAGAUGUUAAAGAGGGAUCCUCCAAAGGAAGGGUUUUACCUAAAAACUCUCUGAGCCUCUUUUUCCUUCUUCAUUGGGAGGGGUGGGAAUGGAUAAUUUAUUGUACUGAGACUUGUUCUUGGUUCCUGUUUGUAACUAAAAUAAAUUAAGUUACUGGACCAGUGGAGGCAGAUGGUGAUAUAUUUCUGCCUACACUUGGGAUCCCAGUCCAUGACUUCUUUUCCAGGUGAAUUCUCCUAUCUUGUACACUCAAUAACUUUAUGCAUAUCCUGCCUGGUCCCACAAAGAAUUUGAAACAGUCUCCAGUGACUUAGCUGGCAACUUUUAGUGUGGAAAAGCAGAGGGGAUUUCUAGGUGGAAGGGGCUAGACAUUCAAACCUAGGGCCUAUUUUCUCUCUAUAGGCCUCAACUCUAGAGUUCACCUUAGUCACCGCCCUAGAACAAGGAUCAGCACAUUUUUUCUGUAAAGGGCUAGAAGGUUAAUAUCUUAGGCUUGUGGGCUUUGUCACAACUACUCAACUCUGCUAUUGUAGACCAAAAGCAGUCACAGAACAUUGAUAAGUAAAUGAGCAUGCCUGUGUCCAAAUAAACCUAAUUCACAAAAACAGGCUGUAGGGCUAGAUUUGGCCCUCUGGCUGUAGUUUGUUGACCUCUGCCCUAGACCAUGAAGUCACCUCUGUUCUGGACUUUUCAAGUCCUGACUAUAUAUCUCAAUGUUGAACCUAGACCCAAAAAAGCACGUGCUUUUCUCUCUGGCUCCAAACCAGAGAACUUGGGAGGUAGAUGCAAGGCUAAUAGGCGACAUGUAAAAGGGAUUCCUAUGCUCAA